UGUUAAAAUAACAAAACGUUAUAUUAUGAACGCGUUGUUACGAAACGUAACGUCACGUUGACAUUGACAUUUGCCUAUGUCGACAGCAGCGGCGGAGCGCAGACGUGUCGAAUAUUUGCGAAUCGAAUUUAUUCGAAAAAUUAUUAUUACACGUGUUAUUUAUUUUAUUAAGAUUAUGUUGUUAAAUAGUACAGUGUAAAUAAUUUUGUAGUGAACUAGUUAUUCGAAUAAUAAACUCGAAUGACGUUAAAAUCUCGCUACAACAGCAGUGGCCAAAUGAUGUAAACAAAGAAAUUAUUCAGUGAAAACAAUGUGUUCUAGUGUAAACGUUUCAGUUGAAUGAAGGGGUGUUUAGUUAGCGUUUUAAACACUAUACGGAGGACUUUUAAAAUGACUGGUGUGAACAGAGACGCCCCUUUUGGAACACAGUGUCUGCAGAGGCUUUGCAACAAAUUGUGCCCCCGAUGGCAAUUCAACAGACUAAGAUGUUAUCAGGCGAGCGUGCUAGUCCUCACAUUCCUGACGUACAUGACCUACCAUCUGACCCGCAAGCCCAUCUCCGUGGUGAAGAGUGUUCUGCACAGGAACUGCAGCACGCUGGUGCCGCCGCCUGGAGUAGACCCGGCUAACGAGGAUUGGUGUGAUUGGCCGCCGUUCAACACUGAUGACGCUAACACGUUACUGGGAGCGUUGGAUUCAGCGUUCCUAUUUUCAUAUGCCGGCGCCAUGUUUGUUUCCGGCAUGGUGGCAGAGCGAGUGGAUCUCCGGUAUUUCCUAACGUUAGGCAUGUUGAUAUCUGCCCUGUUCUGCUACAUGUUCGGAGUGGGCUACACGUACUCUGUUCACAACAUGACAUACUACUUGAUAGCGCAGGCAGGCGCGGGCGUGGCGCAGACCACGGGGUGGCCGGGCACCGUGUCCGUGCUGGGCAAGUGGUUCGGCACCGGCAAGCGAGGGCUCAUAUUCGGCGUAUGGAACUCGCAUACCUCCAUAGGGAAUAUAUUGGGAACAUUACUUGCGUCGGACUACGUGGAGGGCGACUGGUCGCUGUCGUUCAUAUACCCCGCGCUGGCGAUGGGCUGCGUGGCCACACUCGUGUUCCUGUUCCUGCCGCCGGAACCAAAACAUGUGGGCAUUGUGCUACAACCGACGGACAACUGUCCGUCCCGACAAUCGCGGUCUGAUGAUGAAGAGGAACCUCAAGUUAUCGUUGGGGACCAGGCUGCCAGCUUGAGGCCCAAUAGACAUUCAGCCAACAACCCACCGUACCAAGCCAGUGAGGACGCGACGGAAGAGACCGCCCUCCUCCGCCGGCCCUCUCACUCGCACGCUGGCGCCGUCUCGCUCACUCGCGCGCUGGCCAUCCCCGGCGUGGUGGAGUUCUCCCUGUCUCUGUUUUUCGCUAAACUGGUCAGCUACACGUUCCUGUAUUGGCUGCCAUUGUACAUCAAUACUAGUACUAGUCUGACGCCGCGCGAGUCGGGUCUGCUGAGCACGGUAUUCGACGUGGGCGGAGCCGCGGGCGCAAUACUAGCGGGGCUGCUCGCGGACCGCAGCGCCAGCCCCGCCACUGUGUGCGGCGCGUUCUAUCUGCUGGGGGCGCCUGCGCUUCUCAUAUACCAAUGGUGGGGCGCCACCAGCUACUGGCUGAACGUAUUCCUGCUGGUGGUGGCCGGCGCGCUGGUCAACGGGCCCUACGCACUCAUCACCACCGCGGUCAGCACUGAACUCGGCACUCACUCGAGCCUGGCCGGCGAUGCGCAGGCGCUGGCCACCGUCACUGCCAUCAUCGACGGCACCGGCAGCGUCGGCGCGGCGGUGGGCCCCAUGCUGGCCGGCGUGGUAUCGGCGGGGGGGGACUGGGCGCGAGUGUUCUACAUGCUGGUGGGCUGCGAUGCGGCCGCACUGCUACUGUUACUGAGAAUAGUGAGAUCCGAAUUAAGGAAGCUGCGGCAGGAGAGGAGAGGCACUCGCGCCGUGCGGAUAGAGUGAGGAGAGAACACAAGAUAGAUAAAUCAUAUUUGUAUAAUGUACAUACAUACAGUAUAUUAAAUCAAUAUUGUGACAUACAAUCAAUUUGUAAAUUAAUUAAAAUAAAAUAUACAGAGAUAAGUUCACGCG
Molecule: messenger RNA, 2121 nt
Organism: Chilo suppressalis (striped riceborer)
Lineage: Eukaryota; Metazoa; Arthropoda; Insecta; Lepidoptera; Crambidae
Source: the annotation of a GenBank genome assembly